Chaetomium fimeti is the source of this 3274-nucleotide messenger RNA. RefSeq lists its product as uncharacterized. Bases 223 to 2886 code for a protein of 887 amino acids. Lineage: Eukaryota; Fungi; Ascomycota; Sordariomycetes; Sordariales; Chaetomiaceae. The transcript is spliced from 3 exons. The record is from RefSeq and is a predicted model, not a curated record.
GGGGGGUUGGCCGCUUGCGUCCCGACUGGUCCGCGCACUGGUCUUGCUACGGCACUGGUAGUUAUAUCGGACCAAAUUCACGACAGGUGGUUCGCAGAUCCGGCGACCUCGCAGUCUUCAGACGAUAUUGCUGGCGGAACUUGUGGACCACCGACCGGGCACUUUGUGGACCAAACGACCGACCAGCCAGGAUUUCUCCUCGCGCUCUCGAAAACCGCGUCGAUGGAGCGCCCCUCUGGAACGCCCUCGCCUUCGGCCGGACACCGGACGGCCUCGGCGGUGCAAGAUCAGGGUGAGAGCGUUGAAAGUUCUGCAACGGAAGAGCCUCAACUAGCGCCCAAGCAUUUCGCAUCCCAGGGGACCGGGCCCUUUGUGAGGCGAGACAAGGACAUAAUCGAGGAUGCUCGACUUGAGAGACGGGAUACCGCUGAGAGUUCCCUCUCCGACUUUUGCCCGCAGCGAAGCAAUACCGACUGGUCCAUCGCGGGGUCUACAGCCACCGACUUGACUGAUCUCAACAGCCCCGACGUCGCCUUCGCUGACGAAGGCUCCAACAUCGAAGCGGAGAUUUACGCGUCGUCACCACGGCGUAGCGGCUUGUUCCCUCGUCCAAUAGCCUUGCAGAAACGGCCAGCAAUUCGUGUCCCGGCCGUUUCCUCCGAGGCAGAUAAAUCCCGAGCAUCACCCUAUAGCUCAUCGCCCGAUGCGUUAACUCUUCGACACCGUCGUCUGGAACAAGUGGCCUCGAGGAAGUCGAGCCUCAGCCAAUACACGGUGCCUGGUACAUCGGACAAACCGCCUUCUGGUGUGGAAUCGAGCUCUUCGGGCGCCCGAGAGACCUGGGCCAUCGAGCCUUGGAUUACGGCGGACGACGCCAUCCCAGAACACGCGGACAGUCAUGAUGGAGAAAGGACUGGCCCCGGCACGAUGGGCGUGACAUCUGGCGAGGAGAGUGCGGCACGACAAAACGAAACGGAUGCUGAUGCCGAAGUGGAGGAUGAGGCGGCGACCUCCGGCGAGACCACCCCGAGCAAGAGCGUGCGCGAAGAAGCUGAAGCGCCAGCAGACGCUGUUACUCCCGGGCCUCGUGUGCGGCGCAGCUCAAUAUGUAGCGAGGAAUCGGACCGAUGCGAGGACCGAAGUGGGCGGUCGACGCCCAAACCACAGGACAACAUAAUUCACGAGGUUUGCGACUUGGUUCUCCAGCAGGCAUUCGGUGUUCAGCUUCACGACGUUGCGCUCGUGGGGACCGCCUCGUCGGUCUAUGAAUCUGUUAGCUACUGCUUGGACGAGCUCUCCCACAUCGUCCUCAACAGCGGUCUUAGCAAUACCGGCAUAGUCAUCGACGAGUCAACGUGGGGUAGAACGAACACUAACGCUGUUCCGAUUUGGCCGGCCGGGGGCGUCGCGGAUGGGAUCGGUUCCGGUGGCGGGGGAGGCGGAGGUCAGGGCAAUGGCGGCGGGAGUCGGAAACGGUUCAACGCUGGGGAUGACCAUGGCGGCGGUGCUGGCGACGGCAGUCCCGGUGGCGGGAAACGGCAGAAGGUUACGCAAGCCCAGCAACCGUUGGCCGAUAUGCAUUUCAGCUGCCCGUUCCGCAAGAGGAAUCCGGUCCGUUUCAAUGUCCGGGACUUCCAGAAUUGUGCUGUCCAGUCAUUCCCGGAUGUUCCUCAACUCAAGCGCCAUGUCAAAAACUUCCAUAAGCAGACGGCGGUUUUGCCCUUCACGUGCCCUCGGUGUCGGCGGGCUAUGGGGACACAGAAGGCCUUGGAUGAACAUAUUUCUGUCGGCAAGGAUCAGAUCUGCGACCCCCAGGCGGUGCCGCCCAGUGCGGACCCAGAAGACGGCAUCACGCCGGUGAUCGAAGAGGCUCUCAAUGAACGCAAGGCGGACGGCAAGAUUGACGGCUGGACGGGUCUGUGGGGUUGCUUGUUCCCCGGGGAUGCUGACAUCCCCGAGCCCGAUUUUGUGCCCCCGACUGAGUUGGAUGAAGUGUAUGCUCAGCUCAACACGGACUAUGCCAUGGGUCAGCUGCGGGAACGGAUUCAGGAGGGACUGGGAGUGGCUGGAAACGCCGAGACCCUGUUGGAUGUUUUCAAGAACCAUAUCGACUCGGUUUUCGAGGCUUGCCGACUGAAUUCUGGUGGGGCGGCCAGCAGUCGCAAACGGUUACGGAUACACACGUCGCGACAACAGAUGGCAAGUCGGCGGAGCUCGGUACUGCUUACCCCCGGAAGACAGGGCUCAGGACGUUCCGAGAGCACCCUUUCAUCACCAGUUGCUACUCCUCACAGUACCAACAUGUUUGGAAACAUCGACAAACCGUUAAUGACGGAGCCACAACCAAACGCGCCAUAUUUGCCGCCCACCACCCGCGGUUACCCCAGCAGCGGCGUGGAUGGCCUCGGGGGAAUGAUGCUGGGCUUUUUUUCCGGCAACCACACAGGCGGCGGCCAAGCAGGCCAACCUGUUACUGUCCCACCGCCGAUGCAGGUCCAUUUGGGGUUUGGUAGCCAAGAUCAAAACACAGCUGGCACGGUAGGCGGACAGCUCGGACACGGGCAGCGACCCCGGUUGUUACCGACCGACUCGGGGUUGGCGCUCGACACUGCAUUCCCGGGCCAGCGGGCAACAAAUUUCUCGCCUGUGAUGCCGCCCGGGUCACAGAAUUCCUAUGCUCCCAUGGCGUUUGGGCAGCAAAUGCAUGAUCUCUGUUUGCGACCCCUCCCGUCCGGGUUACAGGGGAUACAGGGCGUGGAGGGCCAGGUAUUCUCGCCGACGGACCAGGGCAUGGUCCCGUCCAUCACAAAUACCACGUAUUAUAACACGCAGGACCCGGAUGACGAUGGAUAUGAGCUGGUUCACCGGAACAGCGAAUGGAUGUGACGGUCGAUGCGUUGAUUGCGAGGAGUGACGAAGGACGGGAGGUACCUGAGGUGUCUUCCGUUUAGAACUUGAAAGGGGCCUGUUUUAGUACACGCGUAUGUUAUUUCCUGUGGAACUUUCAUAGUCCUACAACCUACACAGUCUAUACACCUAAGGCACCUAUUUGUAUCGCGCAAGUUAUCGGUUGCCCGGUGCUCGCGUGGCCUGCAACCCGACUUGAAGUCACGACGAGCUGCCCGAUGGAAGUGGGGUCAAAUCGGGUGGGUCCGGGGACCGACCGCCUGAGGCCCGGCCGACCGUUGCCCGAGCGGACCACAGCUGCCUGAACCCCAGAACCCUGUCAGGCCUUGCGGUCCCUCGUGUGUGCGGCUGUUGAGGUUGGCAGCUU